GCAUGGCGGCAGACAACCGUAUCUUCAUUUCCACGCUAUCAAAGCCCUUUUUCCCUAAUAUCAACCUAGAAAGACCAUCUUCCUCUUUCUUAACUGUUUCUUUUUCUAUUCUGUCUUUUGAGUUUCCCCAGGUGCUCAAUUGUAACCUAACCACUUAUUUAAGCAAGAAAAAGUUAGUUGUUCUAACCCUAGCUUUGACUUGGGUUUGGAAUUUGGGCUUUCUAUAAAUCUCCUUUGUUCCCCUUCAUGUGCAACCAUCUCCUUUAUUGCAGAGUAUAACAGACAUAACCUUAAAAACAAAGAGGUCAAAAAUGGCGUCUUUACGUUUUAGUUCCUUUAUGCUUGUUAUCGUACUCUUCACUUUUCUUACCAUGAACAAUACAAUUGCUUAUAGUGAUAACCAAGCUAAACAAACCUUUGUGGUCCGUGAAGCAGAAAAUGGUUAUGCCAUGGCAUCACUAAGGAAUAAUCAUGAGAAGGAAGUUUUGGAUGGUGUACCAGCAGCUGCUGAAUUCACUAAUGGCAGAGUGGGAGGAAGAAAAAUGACGAUAGAGAGAAAGAACAUAAAGAAAAACAUGAAGCAAGUGGAAGCUACAGAGGAAGCUGAUUCAAAGAAUUCAGGAAACAGCAAUUGUUCAGCCAAUCCACUCGGUGAAUCGCGAAAGAACACUCAAAAUCAGAGCGAAGAGAGCAAAAAUUCGACGAAAUCAGCAAGUGGACGCAACUCGAAGAACUCAUCAAAAUUAGCUUUAACAGAUCAACCUGAUGAUACUGAAUCAUUGCAGACGCUUGAAUCAGAGAAACUUAUGGAAGAUACGACUGAGUUUUCCAACAUGAUGAACAAAGACUACACUGGAGGUCCAGGAUCAGGAAGCAAACCCCGUCACAAACCCCCAAUCAACAAUUUCCAGCCUUUCCACAGAUCAAAUCCAUGAAACCAUGUAAAAUUUUUGGUUUUGGUUCAACAAUUUUGGCCCCCUCGUAGGAGAAAACUAUACACUAACCCAGUUUUGCUUUGCUUGAUGACUCUUCAGACAAUUAGCACUGUAAUAGUUUUGUUUUUUCUAGCUGUGAUGUACUAACGAGUAGUUAAUAGUAAUGUGUAAGAAUCAGUCUUGAUUCCUUAAUAUUCUAAACAGUACCACUGGUCAAAACAGGAAGACCACAUUUUUUUAUGUCCUACUUCCGCUAAGAAUCUCAGAGUGACUGUAUUCUAUGACUAAAGUUCAA
Molecule: messenger RNA, 1230 nt
Organism: Lycium ferocissimum
Lineage: Eukaryota; Viridiplantae; Streptophyta; Magnoliopsida; Solanales; Solanaceae
Exons: 5
Coding region: 312-935 (207 amino acids)
Biological process (GO): regulation of root meristem growth
Molecular function (GO): growth factor activity
Source: RefSeq, a predicted model, not a curated record